Messenger RNA from Colletotrichum truncatum, 1098 nucleotides. The record is from RefSeq and is a predicted model, not a curated record. NCBI's taxonomy places the organism in Eukaryota, Fungi, Ascomycota, Sordariomycetes, Glomerellales, Glomerellaceae.
AUGCUGAAGUACACCCAGAGACCUGAAGGCUGGAGACUAGUGCUUGUCUUCGACUCAAUUGACCGCCAGAGAGACGCACCUCCGACUCUACUUCCCGCAUUGGCGAGGUUGUCCGAAAUAAUACCAUGCCUGACCUGCGUCUUCAUCGUCACCGCCCCCUCUCCCUCCUUCCUCCGAUCUCCCCUCGCACCUCACAUUCAGUUUCCAAACUACACGAAACAAGAAUUCGUUAAGAUUCUGUCCGCCUCUCCCCCGCCGCCGACCCCAACUACGACGCAAGAUGACACAAAUUUCCUCUGGACUCGCUUCUGCGGUGCCGUAUGCGAUGCGCUCACAAACUCGGCCGCACGAACUUUGCCCUCGUGCCGGCACAGCUGCGAGGCCCUCUGGCCGCGUUUCGUGGCACCAAUACUGGCGAGAACGCAUGGCCCGCGCGAGUUCUCCAAGCUCCUCAUUGCAUCCCGCGUGCACUUCCAGGAUGAGACGCUUCUGAACCCAAGCCUUGUGGCUAUUAAGCCUGGUGCUGCUAUCUCGGGCGCCGCCGCGAAUGGCAAUGGACCACCAGGCACGCCCUCCAGGCAUGCGGCUUCUCAACAGGCAACUGGUGCUUCUGCUACCACCGAACUGACAACCUUGCUGCCCACCACAGCCCGCUUGUUACUACUUGCGGCCUAUUUGGCCUCUCACAACGCUGCGCGGCAUGACUUGACCGUCUUUUCGACCUUCCAUCACGGCCGCCGCAAACGUCGUGGCGGCGGCUUCGUGGCACCGAAGCGUGGUCGCCCUAGCAAGCACCGCAAGAUCUCGCGGAAACUUCUCGGUGCCCACGCCUUCGUCCUGGAGCGCAUGCUGGCGAUAUUUGCGGCAUUGCGUAGCGAGUGGGCUGCCGAUAGCAUGUUAAGUAGCGGGGGUGUGGUGGACGGGGACGUCGGCAUGGCCAUCUCAACACUGGCCAGCUUGAGACUGUUGAUGAAGGUUGGCACGGCCGGAGACCCGAUGGACAGGGGCGGCAAAUGGAGGAUCAAUGCAGGAUGGGACGUCGUCAGAGGCGUGGGAAGAAGCCUUGGCAUCGAAGUAGAGGAAUGGCUUGUUGACUAA